AUGAAAAUCGUCUCAAUCUCGUUGAUUGCGUCUGCCGUUUUGCUCCUAAGGGCUUUCGCGCAGUCAAAUUCAUCCAAUGUAUCCAAUUCAUCUAGCUCAACAAGCCCAACAGACCCUCUCCUCAUGCCAUUCGACUACUGUUCUCCAGCGGAUAGAGACACCACCGGGUUCAACUCAUCCGCCUCCAUUUCCUAUCCAGGGUAUGUGGUCAACGAGAAAUAUCCCGUAUGGACAUGGACCAGAUACAUCGCCGAGAGAUACUAUCAAACAUUAAACACUAGUUCUGUUUGGGAGGCAGUUGAGGUGAAAACAACGCCAUCUUUGAACCUUACAAAUACAACUACCCUUCCAUAUACCGGUUGCUACAUACCACUCCACGGUAUUAUUGACGAAAAGAAACACGCCUUGGACGAUGGCACCUGUAGAAAUGUGCUAGAACAAGAGUGUUUUGAAGAGCUCAUGGGGAGAUUAGAUACCACAAAACUGAAUAUCCAGGCGUCGUAUAUAAGCAAUAGCUCCUCCCAAUUCAACUGCGACAACGUCAAGAGAGGUCUUGUCAAGACAGGAAAAGAAGACUGUCGCCACCUCUGGACUGUUCUUCUGUCCACAAACCCGCUUCCGGUCAGCACUCCCACAGUCAACUCGACGACAGAUGCGCAAAGCUGCGAUGAUAUCGGAAACAGGGAUCAUAUCUCUCGCACGCAGUACUUUUUACGCUGGGGCAAUAUGUCAGGACGAAACUUCAAAGUUUACGAUCAAGCAUUAAGGAACCCAUUUCCACUUAUCAUUGUGACUUGGCCCAAGCAAGAUUACAGUCAGACCCCCGAAUGGAAUGUGGCGAACAAUGUCAUUGAUACAAAGGUCAUAUGUAUUCCAGCCAAUGUCACAACACCUGGCAGUCGGAAUAUCACCGAAGCUUUGAAAAGCGCUGGUACUACAAGGGCAUCGGGCUUGAGUGGAGCAAUGUUUGGGGUUAUGAUUUUGAGUCUUCUUUGGGAAUUGAUGGUUUGA
Cadophora gregata is the source of this 1011-nucleotide messenger RNA. RefSeq lists its product as uncharacterized. NCBI's taxonomy places the organism in Eukaryota, Fungi, Ascomycota, Leotiomycetes, Helotiales, Ploettnerulaceae. The record is from RefSeq and is a predicted model, not a curated record. The coding region runs from base 1 to 1011 and encodes 336 amino acids. The transcript is spliced from 3 exons.